This is a messenger RNA of Procambarus clarkii (red swamp crayfish), 4453 nucleotides long. RefSeq lists its product as uncharacterized. Gene Ontology annotation, biological process: SCF-dependent proteasomal ubiquitin-dependent protein catabolic process. Lineage: Eukaryota; Metazoa; Arthropoda; Malacostraca; Decapoda; Cambaridae. Gene Ontology annotation, cellular component: SCF ubiquitin ligase complex. Gene Ontology annotation, molecular function: protein binding. The record is from RefSeq and is a predicted model, not a curated record.
CUUACCACUGUUGUUGAUCGACAGUUGAGAGGCGGGACCAAAGAGCCAGAGCUCAACUCCCACAAGCACAACCAAGCUAGUACUUCCGGGUAUACCCUUCUGCCCCUCCCAGGGCAAUGUGGCACCUAUCUUGGCACCCCCUUUGUCCCUCCCCCCCCCCCCCUCCUCUUGGCUGUGUUAUAUUUACUCCAGCAGUCGCUCAGUAUUGGUGGUGAAGGCACGUCCCCCUCACGGUACACUGUGGUGGUCACCUCCCUCACACCUGUCUUACUGGGACCCUCGUCUUCCCCUUACAUGCGCGCCUUUCCCUAGGAUACAGGGUGGGGGCCACCGACCCCGGGUCCAGGUCGACCAGCCGCCUGCAGUGUUGUGAUCGUGUUGUGGUGUUUCAGGACUGUUGUGCAGUUUGAAUUGUUGCGGUGUUGGGUACUGUGUUGCAGUGUUGGGUACUGUGUUGCCUGUGUUGUAGUCUUCGGGCAGUGUUGGGUACUGUAUUGCAGUCUUCGGGCAGUGUUGGGUACUGUGUUACAGAGUUUGGGUACUGUGUUGCCUGUGGUAUAAAAGAGGCGGCGAUUAACUGCGAUACAUCAAGAUGUGACUUAUCGUAGUCGGAGGUGAGGAGGACAACAGUAUCGGUGAUGGCGGUGCCGCACCUGCUAGUGCCGCGGCUGCCGCAGGCUCUGGCGCGGCACCAGGAGGCACUGCCGCUGGCGCCCUACAAAGCCGCCCCGCCACCCACAGUGCCGCCCACCGUCAUAUCUCUCAAACACAUGUGCUGCAAGUUCUGGCUGGAGCGCGUACAACAUGUGCUGCGUCGCGACGUGCCCAAGCAUCUGGUGUUCGCCGUGCAGCGGUUCCUGGAGGACGUGCCGCGGGACGUGCGCUCCGUGAUGGUGCACAACGCCCUCAAGGCCGGCGGGCUGCACCUGAAGCACGGCAGCAGGGAGCUGCCCGCCAUUAACCGCGCCCUGGUGCUGCUGACGCCGGAGCUGACGGUGCUGGAGCCCGUGUACGUCACGCUGCCCCGCCCCGGACCCGACCCCACCGACUGGCCUCUCGACAUUGAGCUCAUUCUCCGCAACGGCGAUGGGCUGACGCACCUGGUGCUGACGAUGCCGCCGCUGCUGACGGACGUCGUCAGGAGGAUCUUCACCGACCUCUGCCGCACCUGCAAGCGGCUGUGUCGCGUCAGACUCGUCAACGCCUCGGACGAGGCCGUCACUCUCCUCACACGUCACUGCCGUCACCUGACGCACCUAGACGUGUCAGGGUCGGCGGGAGUCACCGACGAGGGCGUCAACCGCACCAUCGUCAACCUGCGGUGGGGCGGCGGCGGCGAGGACGAGGUGCGGCUGCGGCACCUGGACGUGGGCGGCACAAGCGUGACGCAGGAGGGCGUGUGCGCGCUCCUCACGCGCGUGCCGGAGCUCACCAGCCUGGGCUCCACUGACGUCAUCGAGGCUCUCAAGAUAAUGGAGGAGCUGACGGAGCAGACGACGCUGACGGCGCUGCAGGAGGUCAACGUCCGCUGCGUGACGGUUGGCAGCCUGCAGCUGCUGCGUCGCGCGUGUCCGGACCUCUCUGGCAUCAACGCCAUCAUCAAUUACUCUGGCGUGACCAUCAACGAACUGCGGCUCCUACCCGGACUGCGGCACCUGCGGCUGUCGGUGCGGGAGCCGUACUUACUGACGCCUGCGGCGUUGUACGAUUAUGCGUGGGCGGUGGGGCCGCAGCUGGUGACGCUGCGGGUGGAGGGUGACGUGUUCUGGGAGGCGGACCUGGGCGUGCUGGCCGCAAGCUGCCCGCACCUGCGGGAGCUGGCACUCCCCGCCGUCACCCUCCCCGCCAGGGACUCCCUGGCCGCCCUCACCGCCAGGGACUCCAUCGUCCUCGCCAGGCUCCAGGUACUGGAGCUGGACUGCAUGACGGGCGUGGGACCGAAGGCGUGGGCGAAGGACUACGCCCUGGUGAGGCAAGGGCUGGUGGCCGCCCUCAGGAAGUGUGUGCUCCUGCGGCGUCUGGUCUGCCGCCCUACCACCCUCGUCGAGAACGACUUUCUUCAGGUGCUCGCAGUCAACAGGAUGACCCACCUAGAGGUGCUGGAGCUGUACAACUGCGUGCUGGGCCUGACUGCUGCGCAGCUGCUGGUUGACACCUGCGAGAACCUACACGUGAUGAAGGGCCUGCGCACGUGGCGGGGACUCACCUUGCACGACCUCGUCCUCCUCAGGAAACACAGCAGAGGUCACCGCCGCACCGCUGAGCUCAAGAUCCUCCCAUGAACCUUAGCUGUCAGAGAGAGAGAAAGAGAGAGGGAAGGAACGAGUGUGUGAAUGAGUUAGUGAAUGAAUGAAUGAACUAGUCUGAUGGUACCUGGAUAAAGACCGGCACCUUGCCGGUUUUAACCUGCCCUCGGACACAAUACCGUCACUAGACAGACAAGAUGGAACCAUUGCAACUAGAUAUAGUACAAAACUUGCUUCAAGUACUAUUAAAGUUGUCAGUGGCAGUUACUCAAUAGCAUAUAGUCACUUCUUUCAAUCCCUCGACACAGGCAAGACAAAGGGUCCUGGUAAGAUCAACCCAAGAAUGUUGCACAGAUAUGCGGACUAGCUGGCAUCCCCUUCUCUCUCUCUCUACCAACUAUGUCAAGCUCUUGGAAUCUGGCUCUAUUUAAUUAAUAAGAGAUUUAUUUCCUGUACAAAAAAGAACUCUUCAGUCCUCAGUAGCAAGAGAAAUCCACAAUUGCACCUAACCUUGUCAAUGUUUGGACAGCUGUAAGUCAAUGGUAUAAUUUUUUAAUCUAUAAUAGCACAAUUUUCCCAAUAUUUGCUUACCAUAUUAUGUGUUGCUGACUAUAUGAUCUCAGAAAAUGUUAUGAUGCUUCUGACCCUUUCUGAAUAGUUUGUCACAUAUUAUGGGUGUGUCCCUUAAUUCUCUCUUCACAUCCUUCAAACAUUUGUGGUUAAUGGAAUGUUGUCUAAUCUUUCUAGUAUGAACACUGCUGAAAAGUAUUGGUGUUCAUGUUGUCAUUAUAAUAUGUUAAAACUAUUAGAGGUUGAACUAAUUGCUAAAGAAAUGUCUCAAAAUAUGCAAAAUUGCUCUGGCCAUUAGACAAAACAGCCUUGCUUACUAGGGCAAGUAGCAUGGUUCUAGCAAUAUGACAUUAUAUAAUGUCAUAUACUGUAUGUGUAUCAAGCUUGAAUGGUCCAUAAGCCAACAUGCAUCAGAAAACUCUUGACCCCUGAAGGAUUCGAAUCCAGUCAGCUAGGGCCUCUAUGCCCCUUGGUGUGUCCAGUACUAUAACCACUUGGCCACAGACUGUACGAAAGUAUUGGGAAGUCAUCCGACUUUUAACCCCCAAUACCCAACAGCACUCAUAAAUAUUUUGGGCACAGAUAUUUCAUCAAUCACUUCAGCAGGCCGGGACCACUUUUGUACAGUCUGUGGCCGAGAGGUUAUAGUACUGGACACACCAAGGGGCAUGGAGGCCCUGGCUGACCGGGUUCAAAUCCUUCAGGAGUCAAGAAUUUUCUGAUAUACUGUACACAUAUAUACAGUACAGUACUGUACUGUAUAUACAUUCAUUUACGUCUUUCACUAAGCAGAAUAAGUAGUACAAUUGUAAAAUUUAGGUUAAAGAUUAAAAAAUUAAUUUAUUCGGGUAAUACAUUUUACUUAUAAGGCAUAUUCCUUGAAUGUAUAGAAUAUAUUAACACAUAUAAAAAUAUAAAAUCUUCCAUGCAUAUAUACAUUCUCAAGAGGGAACAAAUUUAUCUUUAAACGAGGAAGUACAGUACUUUACAUUAGCACGAUAAAACCCCACCAACCUAAAGUAAACUGAAUUACCGGUAAAUCAAAAAUAAAAAUUCAUUAACAUUCCAGGAUAUCAUAACACGGCACAGUGCCAGAAUGUACAGCUUCUGUAGUGUCUCGCGUGGAGAGACAAUUUCAAUGUCAACAAUAGAAGAUAGACCCUUGCUCCUAGGUAACAGUGACUGGUUACCUUACCUUGAGGUGCUUCCGGGGCUUAGCGUCCCCGCGGCCCGGUCGUCGACCAGGCCUCCUGGUUGCAUGUGUUGCAUAUUGAAUGAUUACUUAUAAAAUAUAUCAGGCCUAAUUGGUUAUAUUUUAGGUGAUCAAUAGUUAUGAAAAUGGCUCUUAACAAUUAACUAAAUAUAUUUAAAUUUUAAAUCUUGAGAAUUCCCUCCAAGAUGUCAGCAAUUAAAAUUCAUUUGUUUAAGAGCAAGAAAUAAUGGAAGGAUAUACAGCAUGUAUGUAUAUACAUAACUAAUAGGUCACGUUGCCUAACAAGGCGAGUUUUCCUGAAAUUAUGCAUGUCAAUUUUUUUCCUUAGGAAUGAUAAAGCUUUCCAUUACAUAUGAUAUCAAAAAUUUAAUUUGUUAAAACAUAGCUUUGAUAGAAAUUUGAUCAAACCUAAGUCAGUAAUUCA